GAAAAAGGGGCCAGGCUCAGCCAGCCAGCCAGCCAGCCAGCCAGCCUGCAACGCUCGACAGCACCACGGACCAAGUUGAGCUGCUUGUUGAGGGACAUGCCGCCGCUACACGGGCCUUUUCUGUCUGCUCUGGAGAGCUGACACUUGUGCACUUUUUUUUUUAUUUGUUCUGUUUCUUUGACCUCAUGGACGUGCGCUCCCGCUCACCCUCCCCAGCUCCUCCAGCAACCAUGUCGCGCCGCCUCGCCAGGCGGAUCGAGCGCUGCUGCUGUGCCUGUAUCGGCCUGUCUCCGCUCGUGUUCGUCUAUGGCAUCACAACCUGGGCCGUCUGGGCUAUCGUCAACAUAGGCGGCACCAAGACCAAGUCAACCUGGCUUGGCUCCUCGUCAUCCCUCUUCGGCAUCCUCCUCUACCUCAUGCUCAACUGGUCCUACUCCGUCGCCGUCUUCACGCCCCCCGGCAGCACGACGGAUGCCCAUGGAUACAGCGCGCUGCCCAGCCACGGCGCGCCCGCCGCCACGUCCUUCACGGUCAAGUCCAACGGCGAGCUGCGCUUCUGCAAAAAGUGCCAGGCCCGCAAACCCGACCGCGCCCACCACUGCUCGACCUGCCGCCGAUGCGUCCUCAAGAUGGACCACCACUGCCCCUGGCUGGCCACGUGCGUCGGCUUGCGCAACCACAAGGCCUUCCUACUCUUCCUUAUCUACACUAGCCUAUUUAGCCUCUACGGUUUUGCCGUCGCCGGCGACUGGGUCUACAACGAGAUCCUCAACAACACCACCUAUGUCGAGGACCUGAUGCCCGUCAACUUCAUCAUGCUGUGCAUCGUCGCCGGAAUCAUUGGCCUCGUUGUUGGCGCCUUCACCAUCUGGCAUUUGGUCCUCGUCGGCCGCGGCCAGACCACCAUCGAGUGCCUCGAGAAGACGCGCUACCUCUCACCGCUGCGCCAGACGCUGCGCAACGCCUACAAUGCCCAGCACGGAGGCCACGGCGUCCCCCUGCCCCGCUACGGCCAGCAGCUACUCGAGCUGCACGAGAACGUCCUGCCAGGCAUCACGCGACCCGAGGAGGGGGAGGACCGUCGCCCGGCCCCCGCCACCGGCCCCAACGGCUCCAUGUACAGCGACAUACCGGGCCCCGAGGGCCAGAUGGGCCGACGCAUGACAUACGACGAGCUUGAGCGCCACCGCGCCCGCAAGCGCUACGACGAGUAUCUCGACGAGCAGGACAGCGCCAAGCUCCCCAACGCCUUCGACCUAGGUGUCCGCCGCAACUACCUACACCUGUUUGGCCACAACCCUUGGCUAUGGCCUUUCCCCAUAUGCACCACGACCGGUGACGGCUGGUCCUGGGAGCCAAGCCCCAGGUGGCUACAAGCGCGCGACGACCUCGCAAGCGAGCGGGAGCGUCAGCGCGAGCGCGAACGCGCCGCCGGCUGGGGCCAGCCCGAAGACGACGACGAGCCUGCGCCGUGGAACCAGACCAUCGCGCCGCCGCCGCCCGGAGGGGUUGGGUCUGCCGGAGGGGCGGGGAGGCAUUACGUGCAGCAGCAGCAGCAGCAGCAGCAACAGCGAUUUCAGCACCCGCAACCGGCGAGCCCAGGCCUUCGAGCGCCGUCCAAGGCGGACCGCAUACUGGGCCGGGAUCCGAACAUGUAUGAUGACAUCGCGCAGCCGCCGCCGUCAACGUCGGUGUCGAUGCGUCGACUGCGGCCGUCUGGCGCGUAUGACGAUCUCAUGGACGAUGACGACCUGAUGGACGACAGUGAAGACGACAAGGCCGUGCUUGAGGAGGACUUUGCUGCCCCCGCCGCUGCCGCUGCCGCUGCUGCUGCCACUUCUUCCUCUUCCCGAGGUCAAUCGCAGGCCAAGAGAUCACCAGGCCUGCGUUCAGACCCUGCAUGGGGUCGAGGCGGAGCAAGCGGCCUGCUCCGGGGUGGCGGGCGGGGCUUGAAGAGUCCCGGUGCCUCGGGCAGGGCAAGGGGUGAUUCAGACGCCGGUGUCGAUUAAACGAGUCUCGCAUCUUUUUCUCAUCUUCUUCCAUGCCGUGAGGGAUACCUCCCACUUGGCCAAUUUGAGUCGAGCAAACUUGCCAAGAGAUGCGCCGUUGCCAGCAAGCGAGCCUUGAAUAUCUUCUAAUCCCCGUUUGGAUCUUGUUUUUCUUCUUUCUUUCUUUUGUUGCAUGCUCCUCCCUUUCUCCAUCGCGGCGGCGGCCCAUCUUUUGUCGUCUUCCUGCUUCAGGAAACAACACGGCCGUGUUUUGCUGCCCCUUUCUGGGCAAUUAUAUACAUGUACAUUUUUUCUAUUUCUAGUCCACGCAUCUGGCGCAACAUGGAGGACAUUUGUCAAGAUUAAUGACUUACUGAAGAGUUCAUACUCGGACCCAAUUUACGGGGGUGGAAAGCUGUACUUGGUUCUGUUCUAUCUUGGCUGACCAUCGAUUGAAAGGUAGAUAGAGUAUGAUAGAAACCAGAGUUUCACCCAUCAUCCGCAAGUCGCUGAAAAUCUGUCCCGUG
This is a messenger RNA of Gaeumannomyces tritici R3-111a-1, 2515 nucleotides long. RefSeq names its product palmitoyltransferase PFA3. Gene Ontology annotation, molecular function: palmitoyltransferase activity. The coding region runs from base 186 to 2009 and encodes 607 amino acids. The transcript is spliced from 2 exons. The record is from RefSeq and is a predicted model, not a curated record. NCBI's taxonomy places the organism in Eukaryota, Fungi, Ascomycota, Sordariomycetes, Magnaporthales, Magnaporthaceae.